Molecule: messenger RNA, 1290 nt
Organism: Mytilus trossulus (common blue mussel)
Lineage: Eukaryota; Metazoa; Mollusca; Bivalvia; Mytilida; Mytilidae
Product: monocarboxylate transporter 12-like
Exons: 5
Coding region: 1-1290 (429 amino acids)
Biological process (GO): transmembrane transport
Cellular component (GO): membrane
Molecular function (GO): monocarboxylic acid transmembrane transporter activity
Source: RefSeq, a predicted model, not a curated record
AUGGAUUCUGGUUACUCUUGGGUGAUUCUUGCAGGAGCUUUUAUGAAUUAUAUGAUACUGACAGGUGUUUUAAAAUCAUUUGGUAUCCUUUACUCAGAACUACUAGACCAAUAUGAUAUAACAUCGGGACAAGGUGCAUUAUCAGGAUUUCUAAGUACUACAUUUUCGUUUCGAGGUGUUACAUUCGUUGGAGGAUUACUGAUCGGAAGUGGAUUAUGCUUCAGUGGUUUGACCAGUAGACCUGAAAUGUUAUUUCUGACCUAUAGUUUACUGACAGGUACUGGGUUAGGUUUAUGUAUGCCAUCAUCACUUUCAAUCGUCAACUUUUACUUCAACAAGAAAAGAGCUUUAGCUAGCGGAAUUGUUACAUCAGCCGGAGGCGUAUCAGCUUUGAUAUUCCCCGCUUUGUAUAGAGUUUUGUUUGAUUCAUACGGAAUAAAUGGUGGACUUGUUCUAUUAGGUGGUAUUUAUUUUAAUGUGUGUGUAGGUAGUUCGUUGUUAAGACAGCCACCACAAUUAAGGAAAAUAACACAAUUUGAUAAUGAACACAGAAAGUCUUUUCUUAAUUCAUGUUUGACUGAGACAAGUAAAUACUUGGGCAUUUUAAGAAAAACUUUUAAAAAGAUCUUACAAAACCCCUGUUAUAGACUUUACACUGCGGCCUUUUCCUUUGCACUUGUGGGUUACACUGCAAACUUCACAGUCAUUCCACCACACUUGCGUAGUCGAGGUAUUUCUGACAACGAUAUUGUGACGACACUAAUGGCAAGCGGCAUAGGAGAAUUGAUUUCUCGGAUUGGAGUUGGAUAUAUAGUCAACAAAAAAUAUGUAAAGGCAGAAACAAUCUUUAUUGCUAAUAUGGGAAUAAGUGGAAUAUUAAGUAUCGUGUUUCCUUUUUUUGACGCAGUUAGUGUGAAUUAUACAUACAGUCUAUUAGCUGGUUUACUUCCGGGAGCUAUUAAUUUAUUGAUGAUGUUGAUGUUGUCUCCAGUAAUAGGAGUUGAACAGUUGCCGUCCGCUUUAUCGUUGUCAUAUUUAUUCAUUCAUACCUUUUAUUUGAUUGGAAUGCCAUUUAUAGGUUAUAUGGACGAUUUGACUGGAAACUGGAAUGCGUCAUUCUACUGCAUUGGUUUAAUGCUUAUUUUGUCAGCCAUUUUAGUAUUGAUUGGAACUCUUACAUGUAAUCGCGAACACAAGUCACAGGAUUUUAAGAAUGGAGUGACAUUAGAAUGCAUACAAAGCCCAGAAAGCAAGCCUAUGUUAGCCAUAUCGAAAGUUAGCAGUAUAUGA